CAAAACAUUAGAAACAUCCUAUACCAGAAGAUCUCCUUCGACUCCAGUUAGUCGAAGUCCAUAAAGAUAAAGUUUGACUCUGAACAUGGGGAUUCAAACAUAGGAGGAUAAAUCACCCUCUUUUGCAAAAUAGAAGAAGAAAGAUCACCAGAAAGGCCCGCGGUUGCUUCGAGUUAAAGACCGCGCUCGGAUAAGGACGGUCCCGUCCCUUCCCGUUACUGUGACCUUUUCACGCUAUGGGCUCAGAACAUUCCACGCAACUGCCGGGAACAGCCGCCGACGGUGCCCUGCGCACAGGCAGCCUACAUCGCCACUCGACGGCCAACCCCACCGCGUCCGGUACGUCCUCGUCGACGCCUGGGCGCUCCGGGCUGGCGGGAGGCGGUAGCGGCGGCAAGCUGCAACGCGGCAACACGAUUGCGGUCACUGGCACGACACCGGGCGGCGGGGUGGACGAUGGCUACUCCACCUCAUCCGUCACACCGUCCUCGGCGUACAUCUGCGACUCGCGGCCCGUCUCGCCACCCAUGAGCGUUUGCUCCGAUUCCGACUUGCCCUACAUCUCCUACACAGACAAACCGAUCGGUGAUUCACCGAAGCUGCGCAACAAGCAGCAGGCGAAGCAGACCAAAUCACGCCCAAACAGUGCGAUUAUCAUGGGUAGAACGUCACAACAGCACCAGCCCCACCACUACCAGCAACAUCUCACCCAGCAGCUGGAGGGCAGGGGUGGCAAGGGUCGACCCACAACCGCACCGAAUGGUGGCGGUGGAAGCGGCGGGGCGCACAGCAUCGUGGUGGUGAAGUCGGCCGCCGCCCGGGACGUUGGCAUCGAGAAGGAUGACGACAUCGUGCGACUGCAGAGCGUGCCGAUGUUUCUGCCGGUGAUGCGCGGCACGCUGACGCUGCCGGCGAACCGCGACCCGGAAGUGAUGGAGCGGCUGCAACCGACCCAUCUGAUCAACAUGUGCAGCCGGCUGCAGUCACACUUUAACACGUGCGCGGUGCACGUGUCCUCGGAGCAGCAGCAGAUAACGAACCGCAUCAAGGAGGUCGACCAGGAAGUGUCGAGCGCGCUGGCCCAGCUGGUGCAGAAGCAGAAGCUGUACACGUCGUACGCGGAAACGUUCUCGAAGGUGCGCCAAAUCUCCCAGCAGCUGACGCGCUGCAACGACAUACUGAACCAAAACAUCGAGAGCAUGGAGUAUCUGAACAAUCUGCUCAGCGUGGAGGACCGGCUCGAGCCGUUCGUGUGGAAGACGGAGUAGUGGUUUAGGGGAAUAGCGUUUAAGAGCAAGGAAAGCGCAAGGCAAAACGGCACAUAUGGUGGGCGGGUGGUGUAACUCUAGUCGUGCUCUGCAGUGCAAUAAGCAGCCAAAACAGUGUGGCUCAAUGCUUAUCAAUUUAAUCAGUUGUAUUGUAUUGUUGUUUAUUGAAAAGAUAUUGACCGGAAAGCUGUCUUCCGGUUAUUCCUUAUCACUUAUAAUUACCCUAACUCUUAAGACUAGCAAUAAAUAAUACAUAAAGCACCGAA
Molecule: messenger RNA, 1534 nt
Organism: Anopheles merus
Lineage: Eukaryota; Metazoa; Arthropoda; Insecta; Diptera; Culicidae
Product: BLOC-1-related complex subunit 5-like
Exons: 1
Coding region: 237-1268 (343 amino acids)
Biological process (GO): lysosome localization; organelle transport along microtubule; positive regulation of anterograde synaptic vesicle transport
Cellular component (GO): synaptic vesicle membrane; cytoplasmic side of lysosomal membrane; BORC complex
Source: RefSeq, a predicted model, not a curated record